Sphaeramia orbicularis (orbiculate cardinalfish) is the source of this 2392-nucleotide messenger RNA. Its product is annotated as mitogen-activated protein kinase kinase kinase 8-like. Gene Ontology annotation, biological process: protein phosphorylation. The coding region runs from base 504 to 2141 and encodes 545 amino acids. NCBI's taxonomy places the organism in Eukaryota, Metazoa, Chordata, Actinopteri, Kurtiformes, Apogonidae. Gene Ontology annotation, molecular function: ATP binding; protein kinase activity. The record is from RefSeq and is a predicted model, not a curated record. The transcript has 7 exons.
UUAGCAUUAGCUGUAUUAUCCAUUAUAAGCGCUUACACAGACCAUCUGUUAGCAUUAGCAUUAGCUGUAUUAUCCAUCUCUCAGAUUUCCACUGUUCACACACUUUUCCUGACCUUUAACUACAGACUUCUUUCCCUCACGGGUUCAUUUUCAGAAUGUUUCCACAGGAAAACACCACAUAUUUCAGUGGGAGGUGACGUUGUGUGAUUCAGCAUUUGUCGGAUGAAUUUUUUAUUUUUUUUCCCAUCUCAGAUAACAGAAGAAAAGGGAAAACGAAACCCCCAUGACAGUGGGUGAACACAGUCAGUGGUGUGUGACAUUCAGCUCAUCCACCUCCGGACUGAUGCUGUUCACUUACUUUUCUUUCUUUCUUUUUUUGUUUUUUUUUUUUUGCUGUGCACUUCCUCUGUUUACUUCCCCUCAAACUCAAACACACUCAGUCUCAGUCGGACUUUGACGCACGAUGGAAACACUAGAGCUGCCUGUCCUCUGACUCCACCACUAUGAGUAAGCAGGACAAGAUGGAGCCCAAAUAUGAUCAUGGACUGGAUCUGCUGCUGGCUCACAUGAACAUAGAGGACAUCAUCAGCGCUGCAGAGACACUGUAUCAGCUGGAGGAGGAAGAGGAGGAGGAGGAAGAGGAGGAGGAGGAGCACAGUCUGUCCCAGGAAAGGAUGGAUGAGAACGAGGAGGGUGGGGCCCUGCUGGAGGGCUCAGGGGGAGGGGCCCAGGACCCUGGAGGCGGAGCCGGAGGGGUCCGCUACGGGACGGUGACGGAGCUGCUGUCCUUCGUCAACCUGCUGUCCAGUACGGAGAUGGCAACCCUGCAACAGCUGAACCAGGAGAUGGGAGUCCUGCUCAACCAGAAGUUCAUGGCUGUAAAAAAAGGACGCUACCAGGUGAACACGGACGUGCUCCUGUUUCCAUGGAAACUGACCUACAAGAGUCCCGGCUGUGGCCUCAUCCCCAAAGGCUCGUUUGGAAAAGUCCACCUGGCCCAGGACACGUCCACCAGGAAGAGGAUGGCAUGUAAACUGAUCCCUGUCGAGAACUUCAAAGCGGCCGACGUGGAGUUCCAGGCGCGUUUCCGUCACGAGAACAUCGCGGAGCUGUACGGCGUCGUGCUGUGGGAUCAGAAGGUCCACCUGUUCAUGGAGGCGGGGGAGGGCGGUUCGGUUCUGGAGAAACUGGACAGCUGUGGACCCAUGAGGGAGUUCGAGAUCAUCUGGGUCACCAAGCAGGUCCUGAGGGGUCUGGAGUACCUGCACUCACACAACGUCAUCCACCACGACGUCAAACCCAGUAACAUGGUCCUGAUGUCAGACAAAGCGGUGCUGGUGGACUUUGGUUUGACGGUGCAGAUGACAGAUGACGUCUACCAUCCAAGAGACCUGAGAGGAACUGAGAUGUACAUGAGUCCAGAGGUGGUUCUGUGUCGAGGUCAUGACACCAAAGCUGACAUCUACAGCCUGGGCACCAGCAUCAUCCACAUGCAGACCGGAAACCCCCCCUGGGUGACGCGCUACCCCCGCACCGCCUACCCAUCAUACCUGUACAUCAUCCAUAAACAGGCUCCGCCCCUGGAGGACAUUGCGGACGACUGCAGCCCGGCCAUGCGCUCCUUCCUGGGUCGGGCCCUGGAGAGGAACCCGGUCCUGCGGAGUUCAGCCUCAGAGCUGCUGAAGGACGAGGCCGUCAACCCCCCCAGGGAAGAACAGCCCCGCUGCUGGAGCCUGGACUCAGCCCUGGGGGGGGACGCCACACACCCCCCCCUACGCCAGCACAGCCAGCACCAGGACACCACACAGGGUAAGGACCAGGACCAGUACCACAGGACCCAAAGGGACCCAGACCCCAUUAGAGUCCAUCUGACAGAAGGGGGGGGUCAACUGGGUCAAAACCAGUACAAGAACAACAGGGAGAAAAACGAAAAGGUUUACAAAAGUUUCCUUAAAAAUGUGACAAACAUGAACAAACUGGCAUUUAUUAAGAAAACUAAGUGUAACUGGACCAGUGUUCAGCUUCAGUUUGUCAUUUAUUCAUGUUCGUUCGAUCGUACAGAUCCAGUGGAUCUACAAAUACAGAAAACAAAGAAAAAAAACAGAACUAACUGCAACUGUAUUGUGUGUUUACAAAACUAACUAAAACGGAUAAAAAUUAUGGACAAAAUUCCCUUCGUUUUCAGCUUUUGUCAAUGUCGGAUUGAUAUGAAAUCGAUUUAUUUCGCUCUAUCAGUUUUCUCUGCUGUCACCAUAUGACACUUCACAAGCCAUCACUGGGUUUCCAACACUAACGAAAUGACCAAAACUACAAUUGAAAAAAACAUUUUCGUUUCCUGAAAUAAAUUAAAACUAUAAUUGAAAGAUAAAAACAAGAAAAAAAAAUCUUGAAU